Molecule: messenger RNA, 1701 nt
Organism: Nanorana parkeri
Lineage: Eukaryota; Metazoa; Chordata; Amphibia; Anura; Dicroglossidae
Product: cytochrome P450 4B1-like
Exons: 12
Coding region: 107-1663 (518 amino acids)
Molecular function (GO): oxidoreductase activity, acting on paired donors, with incorporation or reduction of molecular oxygen; iron ion binding; monooxygenase activity
Source: RefSeq, a predicted model, not a curated record
UCUGUGCAUUGGCCUGUGAACUUCAUGUCACCGACACCUUCCAGUUUAGAGAUCAAGGUCAACGCAGCCAGGCCUGGUACUGCUGCUGUUAGGGCUACAGGCCAUCAUGGCUAUCGCUGGGCUUUUUGGCUUCCUGUCUAUGGGCUUCCGUGAUCUGUGUCAAUUGACUGCCUGGCUCUGCCUCUUCUACGUUCUGUACAAAGUCUCUAAGCUGUAUGUGAAAUGGAGGGAGUUGAACAGAGCAUUCAGCCCUUUCCCAGGUCCUAAACUUCACUGGCUGUAUGGCAAUGCCCAUGAGUUCCGUGGAGAUGGAAGCGAAUUUGACCUCAUAAUGCAAUAUGCUGGACAGUAUCCAUACGCCUACCCUCUGUGGCUGGGAAAUUUCUUUGGAACACUGUAUAUCUGUCACCCUGAUUACGCAAAAGCCAUUCUUUCCAGGCAGGAUCCCAAGGAUAAUUUUGCCUAUUACUUCAUAACUCCAUGGAUCGGUAAAGGGUUGCUGGUGUUAUCGGGACAGAAGUGGUUCCAGCACCGCAGGCUGCUGACCCCCGCCUUCCAUUAUGAUGUAUUGAAGCCUUAUAUGAAACUGAUGUCAGACAGCAUGAAUGUCAUGCUGGAUAAAUGGGAGAGCCUCAUCUCAGAUAAGAAACCAGUAGAGCUGUUCCAACAUGUCAGCCUCAUGACGCUGGACACCAUCAUGAAAUGUGCCUUCAGUUGCCAUAGCAAUUGCCAGAAUGACAGUGAAAGUGUCUACAUCAAGGCAGUAUACGAUCUCUCCUACCUGAUAAACUACAGAUUCACCUGCCUACCCUAUCACAAUGAUUUAGUUUUCCACUUAAGUCACCAUGGAUUCCGCUACAGAAGAGCUCUGAAGACUGCGCACCAGCACACAGAUAAAGUCAUUAAGGAAAGAAAAGAAUCCCUCAAAGAAAAAAAAGAGCUGGAAAAGAUCAGCCAGAAGAGACACCUGGACUUUCUUGACAUUCUUCUCUGUGCUAAGGAUGAGAACGGUCAGGGUUUGUCUGAUGAGGACUUACGUGCAGAGGUGGACACGUUCAUGUUUGAGGGGCACGAUACAACAGCCAGUGGGAUCUCCUGGGCAUUGUACUGUAUGGCCAAAUACCCUGAACAUCAGGGCAAAUGUCGAGAGGAGAUCAGAGAGCUGAUAGGAGAUCGGGACACUGUGGUGUGGGAGGAUUUGGCUAAGAUGCCGUACACCGCUAUGUGUAUUAAGGAGUGCAUGCGUUUGUAUCCACCUGUACCUGAAGUGGCACGUGAGCUCAGCCAACCAAUCACAUUCUGUGAUGGGCGAAGCCUUCCCAAAGGUGCUGGUGUUCUCUUGAGCAUCUAUGCAAUGAACAGAUGUCCUAGUGUAUGGGAAGAUCCAGAGGUGUUUGAUCCUCUUAGAUUUUCUCCUGAAAAUACCUCCAAAAGACAGUCACAUGCUUUCCUGCCCUUCUCUGCCGGAGUAAGAAACUGCAUUGGACAGAAUUUUGCAAUGAAUGAGAUGAAGAUUGCCUUGGCGCUCACAUUACAGAGGUUUGAAUUGUACCCGGAUCCCACACAGGAACCCAUAAAGAUCCUCCAGUUAGUUUUGAAAUCUUUCAAUGGAAUCCACCUGAAUCUGAAGAAAAUAGACCGCAUGAAAGAGAAAGAUCUGUAACAGAAAGGACUGGCAAACUUGUACAAACCUUCCUGAAC